UUUUAUUUUAUUUUAUUUAAGGGUUCGUUUCCAUGCAAAACCGAGGGAUUUCUGACCCUCGGACACGAGUUCUCAGGAAUUGUGCAGGCAGUGGGUCCCAUGGUGAAGAACAUUAAAGUCGGUCAGAAGGUAGCGGUGGACCCUAACAGCGGCUGCAACACGUGUACUUAUUGCCACGAAGGGACUUACCAGCACUGCAGCGCAGGUGGCAUAAACAAUACCAUUGGAAUUUUCAGAGACGGUGGAUUCUCAACGCACGCAGUCGUACCCGAGAGCCAGGUUCACAUAGUACCAGAUGGCAUUGAGCUACACCAAGCAGCCCUUACAGAGCCUCUUUCGUGUUUGGCCCACGGAUGGAAAAGACUGAACGGAGUCGACGUUGGUAACAGAGUCCUCAUAAUCGGAGCUGGAAUCAUUGGUCUCUUAUGGACCUGCAUGAUGCACCUGCGUGGUCUCAGGAAAACCGUGACGAUCAGUGAACCUCAAGAGAAACGACGAAAGAUGCUAUCAAAUCUAGAUUUGGGCUUCGAUGCGAAAUCUCCUGACCAAUUAAAAGACAGUUACGAUCUAGUAGUGGACUGUAGUGGUUCAGCGCCUGCUAUCCAAGGUGCCAUACCAUUGUUAGCGCCAGGUGGCCGCUUAUGCGUGUUCGGUGUCGCUAAUCCUCAAGCGAAAUUCAGUAUCGAACCAUUCCAGAUUUACAUGAAGGAGCUGACGAUCUUAGGAGUGAAUAUAAAUCCGUUCUCAUUCCCGAAGGGACUGGGUUUGUUGCAAGCGAUGGCUGAAAAGUACAUCCAGUACGAUAAAUUAGGUAUUAAAGUAUUCGCGCUGUCCCAAUAUCGCGAGGCUAUCGAAGCCCUCAAACGCGGGGAGAUCAGUAAAGCUGUGUUCAAAAUGUAA
Messenger RNA from Ceratina calcarata, 900 nucleotides. Its product is annotated as D-arabitol-phosphate dehydrogenase. The transcript has 4 exons. The record is from RefSeq and is a predicted model, not a curated record. The annotation marks the transcript as partial. Gene Ontology annotation, molecular function: zinc ion binding; oxidoreductase activity. NCBI's taxonomy places the organism in Eukaryota, Metazoa, Arthropoda, Insecta, Hymenoptera, Apidae.